This is a messenger RNA of Saimiri boliviensis boliviensis (Bolivian squirrel monkey), 504 nucleotides long. NCBI's taxonomy places the organism in Eukaryota, Metazoa, Chordata, Mammalia, Primates, Cebidae. The record is from RefSeq and is a predicted model, not a curated record.
AUGAAAGAGAAACACCCACGAAUCAGGGAAAGGAGGGACACCGAGCCAAGGGCGCCCCGCAUCACUGUAAGAAGGCCCCGUCCACGGCAGACGCCAACCUCACUGCGCCGACAGAGCCAGAAGAGACACCCAGGAGGAGAGCCGGCCUCCGAGAAGGCGAAUGAGCCGUCCCAGGUCACCAUGAGCAAAGACUAUGCAAACAGGGGCGAGGCUGCCAUGGGCUCCAGGGCCUCAGACGCUACCAACAACACCGAAGCGGAAGUAUUCGCAGCAAAUCCAUCACACAGACGGCCUUCGAGUGAGGGCACCCCCACCCAGGCCGCCACGGUGCACAGGACCCCAUGGGACCCUGCUCUGCCUCAGCAGCCUCGGCUCCGUCUCGCUCUGUCCCCCAGACUGGAGAGCCUUUUGCCAUCGUCAUGUGGGAGCCACCAUGCGAUGUCCCACCUCCGUUUCCCUCCACUUGAAGGAAGUCACAUGGGUCCCCGGCUCCUACCUCUGUGA